UAACCCUAAGGUUUUCUAACAAACAGAUGCAAUUUGCUGAUACGUAUUAUUUCUCUUAUAGCUGUUUUUCUUCAUAAUUUUAUUCCUUUUGAGACAGGUCUGUCACACUAACUCCUUAAUUUCCUUAUAUUUUAAUAUAUUGUACAAUUGUACAGUGUAAGUGGGACUGUUUUUAAGACUGAAUGUGUUUAGCUAUAGAUCAAUAGACAGUAAAAUAUUAAUGUUAACCACUCAUCCAUAAACUUAACCUUCGUGAAAGAAGCUGGCAGUACAGUUGUUGUGGAUUACUUAUGACCAUAACUCCAAAAACUGUGCUAAAUUUUCUAGCAGAAGUAUAAAGCGUCUGUUCUCAAGCUGUUUUAUGUUUAAAUCCUCAAGAAAAUAUUACACAAGGACUUUUUGAUUUGACAGCAAUAAUAAAAUUACAAGCAAUUUGUUGACUAUCUAAGACAACUAAAAUCUAGUCAACUUCAGAAAAGAGAAAUAAAAUAUUUGCCUAUAUUAUCACUCUUAAAAAGUAUUUUGUAGAAAUACUGACUGAGCUUUCUAGGCUGAGAAAAAGAAUAGGCUCAUUUUUCACUUCCUAUUAGAAAAAGAAUUAAUGUUGUCAUUUUUUUUUACACAUUAAUAUCUUUAUCAUUAACUGCUCCUACUUCUUAUUGUCAUGCCCGGUAAACGUUAUCUAUGGGGAAAGGGGAAAGAGCAAAGAGCAAAGGUAGACUCAUUUUGGAGUGAAACCCAGAGAUAAAACAGCAAGGAGGCUUCUGAAAGGCCUCACUUGAUUGUAAUCUAAUUAUAAGGAUAUUUAACUGUUACUGCUCACAAGCAUGACUGCUCCGUUGGAAAUUGUUGGCUUUCUUUUGUGCUUGGGUGGGUUGGCAGUUAUUGGAGCUACUUUGCCAAAUAAUUACUGGAAAGUCUCCAGUAUACAUGGUUCUGUGAUCACAACAUCGACGUUGUUUGAAAACCUCUGGAAGAGCUGUGCAGAAGACAGCACUGGAGUAUCCAACUGCAGGGAUUUUGACUCUAUGCUUGCACUGCCUGUUCACAUUCAGGCAUGCCGUGCCCUGAUGAUUACUUCCAUCCUUUUGGGAUUCUUAGCUGCAGUACUCUCACUGCUUGGUAUGAAGUGCACAAACAUUGGGUUGAGUGAUGAAGAUGGAAAAAUGAAGUUUGCUGUCACAGGAGGAUUUCUUUUUAUUUUAGGAGGUCUCUGCUCCAUGGUGGCUGUUUCUUGGUAUGCUGCAAUGGUUACUGCUCAGUUUUUUAACCAACACUACGCUGGAACCAAGUAUGAACUAGGAGAAGCUCUGUACUUAGGCUGGGCUGGAUCUGUCCUUUAUAUACUUGGUGGGAUCUUGCUGACCUGUUCGUGCAAAGGGAAGGAAAAGCAGAAUUACAGUCCUAAAAAAUAUACAUAUUCAGCAGCCCAGGCAACUUCUCAGCCACACAGGUACCCCAGGAACUCUGAGACCAUCAUAAGCAACAAGGAGUACGUCUGAGCUUCCAUUCUGUGUCAGUAGCGUUAGUGGGUGAUGAACUCAAAUAAGGAAGCAAACUACUUCUUUGUUCUGGUUCCAAGUUGCAAUCAUAUGCCUUAAUUUGGAGCAGAACCAGAAGGAGAUACGGCUUUCGAUGUAAAUAGGAAUGUAAAAAGCUUUCUACAGAAGAUGCCGUGAUGUGAAAUGCUGUGGCAUGAAGGUUUUCUGCAUGCUGAGAAGCCUGGUAAAAUUUAACCAGAGCGCAGUAUAUGCUGACACUCAAGAGCAAUGGUUUCUAUUUCAGCUGACUCAAACAUGUGGAACUGAUAGCUGUAUCUAACUGCAAGUUCAUAUGCCUCACAGUUAGAAAUGUGUUGUGUUUUCAUUAAUGUUUAGCUUCCUUCUUUUUUAGAGCUUAAGCUUUUGACAAGAAAUAAACUUUGUUCCACAGACUGAAACAGAUAUUUUUUACGAGUGGAAUCCUCUAAUAAAGAUAUUAUGUUAUACUGAAA
This is a messenger RNA of Sturnus vulgaris (Common starling), 1993 nucleotides long. Its product is annotated as claudin-15-like. Lineage: Eukaryota; Metazoa; Chordata; Aves; Passeriformes; Sturnidae. The record is from RefSeq and is a predicted model, not a curated record. Gene Ontology annotation, cellular component: membrane; bicellular tight junction. Gene Ontology annotation, molecular function: structural molecule activity.